AUGAAUGAUUGUUUGGAAAUAAUGUUGGAAAUUGCCGGGAAAAUCGUUCAAAAACAGGUUGUUUUUGAGUAUUUGUUAUCUCAUGGACUUAUAAAUAACUGGGGAAUGGUAGAUAUAUGGGAAAUGCUUCAAAAAUUCCAAAAUUGUGAAAAUCAAUUUUUCAGAUUUGAAGCAAUUUCAGCUUUGACGCAAUUCCAAAAGGAUAAUCUGUAUCCUGAUGCUAGUAAACGCGUAUUUGAUGGCUUACAAUAUGAUUUAACCCUUAAAGAAUUCGAAAAUUCAGAAGAACUUCAAUUUGAGAUGAAUUCAGCUCCAAAUUUGGAUACUUUAUCAGUUAGAGGUUCAUUGUUGAAGCUGAUUAAGCAAAAUGAAGGAGAUUCAGAGUUUAAUGAAGAUAAUUCUCUUAAAAUCAAUGGAAUAGAUCUAAUUUAUACAGAUGAUGAGAGCCAUUCAUUUGCAUUAUACAUAUUGGCCUAUUUAGAGUACGAAAUUGAUGAUUCUGACCAAGAAUUUUUAUUAUCAACGAUGAAUCCAACAUCUUUAGUAGUUUUAAACAUGAUUGAUAAGGAGCUUGCCUUUGGUAUAGCUAUUUAUCAGAAAACUGAUGAUAAAUUGCUUAAUUAUGCAUUGAAUUUUAUAAAACAAAAUAAUAUUGUCGAUAAUUCUCAUGAUAUUGAAGAAUUGUUUAAAGAAUUCGAAGACAAAAUACCAAAAGAUCAGAUAGUCGUCGAUACAGAUGAAAUUGAUGAAAUUUUAUUGAAAAUUAUUUCGGAAAUUCAAGAAAAUCAGGAUUUAGACAUAGAAUUUCUACAGAAAAUCAUGGGUGUAUCAUGUUAUUUUAUGCAGAAGUAUGUAGAAGUUAAUUGUUGCUCAAAUUUGCUGCAAAUUUUCUUAAAUUCAGCAAAAAAGAUGGAAAUUGUUCCUUAUCAACUGAUUUCUGUAUUGUUUAAUUCAAUAUUUGAGGUAAUUAACGAGAAAUCAUUGCUAGAAGAGAAUGUUUACUAUGAAUUAUGCGAAAUUUGUUUGGAUUCUAAGAGAUUUGACAUAAAUCCUGUUAUUUUCCAAUUUAUUUCGGCCAUUCUAGCGAUAAUUAAAUGUGGAUACACAUAUUCAUAUGCUCCUUUCCUUUUAAUUGCUUCAAUUCUAAAGAUUUGUCCAGAAUUAUCAGAUAUUGUUAUAGAAUUAGUAUCAGAUCGACUUCCUAAGAUCGAAGAUGAUGAUACUGGAAUGAUUUCUUGCUGGAGUAUUAUGUUUUCAGCUGCAAUUAUUGCAUGCGACGGAGAUUUCGCUUUUGUUCCAAAUAAAGCAUUGGAUAAAUGGAUGUCUAAUGUUCCUUUGCUUAAAAACAACUUUGUAUUGAAGUUUGCUUCAAAAGCUUUGUCUGUUUUGGCUAAAGAGACAAAUGAAAAAAAGUAUCUCGAUACUUUGGAUAAAAUACUUAAUGUUACACCCGAAAAUGAUGAAGACUACUUCGAUUAUGAAAAUUAUGAAUUUAUUCUUAACGAAUUAUUAAAAUAA
Messenger RNA from Trichomonas vaginalis G3, 1518 nucleotides. RefSeq lists its product as uncharacterized. The record is from RefSeq and is a predicted model, not a curated record. Bases 1 to 1518 code for a protein of 505 amino acids. NCBI's taxonomy places the organism in Eukaryota, Parabasalia, Trichomonadida, Trichomonadidae. The transcript has a single exon.